AUGGAGCAGGACGGGCCCGGCAGCGGCCCCGACGCGGGGGGCUCCGAGAGGAAGCCCCCGCCCGACGCCCCGGCCAGCGCAGCCCAACCUGCCCCAGMAGAGCCCGCACGGGACGAGGCACCGGGCGCCGCCGGCCAAACCCACGGAGCAGGGCAUGGAGAGCCCGUGACGGAGGCGGCUCCGGCUGCUGCGCACAGUCUGGAUGCAGGGACGGGAGAGGCUGCAAGGAAGGAGGCUGCAGAAGAGCCACAGGGAGGGAAGACGGAGCCUGUGAAGGAGAAGGGCCCGGCGGCUGUGGAGCCUGUGGACGAGAAGGCUGCGGCGCCCGGAGGGGCUGCAGAAGGGAGCGCAGAACCCGCACCGGGAAACGGCCCAGCGGCCACGGAGGCUCUGGACGGAGGGAAGGAAAAGGCCCCCRCAGAGGAGGCUCCAGCGGCGGGAGAGGCUGAGGCCGGCGGGAAGGCGGCGCCCGCAGAGGCCACGGCCGCAGCGGAGGCUCAGGAUGGAGAGGAGGAAGGUCAGGGGCCGAAGGCUCUCACCGCGGCAGAGGCUGCCGGAGGGAAGGCAGAACCUGCUGAGGACGCGGCCUCGGCCGCGGCGCCGGCUCCGCACGAGGGGCAGGAGGAGCCCGCGAAGGAGGAAGCCCCGGUGGCUGCUCCGGCUCCGCACGGAGGGGAGGAAGCAGCCAAGGCGGAGGAAGAGGCUGACAAGCAGAAGCAGCCCGAGGGCUCGGGGCCAGCGCGGCCCGUCCUGCAGCAGAGCCUGAGCUGCCCCGCGUCCUGCCAGAGGGAGCCCCAGCCCUGGGCGGAGGCUGCGGCCAUGGAGACGAUCCCGGAGGAGACCCCGGCAGUGCAGGACAGUCCGGCAGCUGCGGCCCCGGAGCCCCAACCUGCCCCGGGAGAGCAGCCGGCUGCGGCCGUCCCUGCGCCCAGCGGCGCCGGCACCCAGGACAGGACAUUGGCAGAGCCUGCGGGCGCUGCGGGAGAGCCCGCGGGCACUGAGAAACCGGCUCCCCAGGGGCCCCUGCCCGAGGCAGAGCCGCCCGCCAGCCCCUACCUCACGCCGGACUUCGGCAAGGAGGAUCCCUUCGAGAUCCUGGACGAUGUCCCCCCGCCRCCCGCGCCCUUCGCGCAUCGCGUCGUCACGCUGCGCGCGGCCAACGUCAGUGCCCACUUCAACCUCAGCGCCAAGGACAUCCUGGGAGGGGGCAAGUUCGGAGAAGUCCACACGUGCACGGAGAAGCAGACGGGGCUCAAACUGGCGGCCAAAGUCAUCCGCAAACAGGGCGCUAAGGACAAGGAGAUGGUGCUGCUGGAGAUCGACGUGAUGAACCAGCUGAACCACCGCAACCUGAUCCAGCUCUACGACGCCAUCGAGACGCCGCGCGAGAUCAUCCUCUUCAUGGAGUUCGUGGAGGGCGGCGAGCUCUUCGAGCGCAUCAUCGACGACGACUACCACCUGACCGAAGUGGACUGCAUGGUGUUCGUGCGGCAGAUCUGCGAGGGCAUCCGCUUCAUGCACCACAUGCACGUGCUGCACCUCGACCUCAAGCCCGAGAACAUCCUCUGCGUCACUGCCACCGGGCACAUGGUGAAGAUCAUCGACUUCGGGCUGGCUCGCAGGUACAACCCCGAGGAAAAGCUCAAGGUGAACUUCGGCACGCCGGAGUUCCUGUCACCGGAGGUGGUGAACUACGAGCAGGUCUCCUACGCCACGGACAUGUGGAGCAUGGGAGUCAUCACUUACAUGCUGCUCAGCGGCCUCUCCCCCUUCCUGGGCGACAACGACACCGAGACGCUCAACAACGUCCUGGCUGCCAACUGGUACUUCGACGAAGAGACCUUCGAGAGCGUCUCUGAGGAGGCCAAGGACUUUGUGUCGAACCUCAUCAUCAAGGAGAAAAGCGCCCGCAUGAGCGCUGGCCAGUGCCUGCAGCACCCGUGGCUCAACAACCUGGCCGAGAAGGCCAAGCGCAGCAACCGCCGCCUCAAGUCCCAGGUGCUGCUCAAGAAAUACGUCAUGCGGAGGCGCUGGAAGAAGAACUUCAUCGGCGUGUGCGCUGCCAACCGCUUCAGGAAGAUCACGAGCUCGGGGUCGCUGACGGCGCUGGGGGUCUGA
Messenger RNA from Nothoprocta perdicaria, 2118 nucleotides. It is a transcript of the gene MYLK2, whose product is annotated as myosin light chain kinase 2. The transcript has 11 exons. Gene Ontology annotation, molecular function: myosin light chain kinase activity; ATP binding. The record is from RefSeq and is a predicted model, not a curated record. Lineage: Eukaryota; Metazoa; Chordata; Aves; Tinamiformes; Tinamidae. Gene Ontology annotation, cellular component: cytoplasm; nucleus. The coding region runs from base 1 to 2118 and encodes 705 amino acids. Gene Ontology annotation, biological process: protein phosphorylation; positive regulation of apoptotic process; intracellular signal transduction.